CCCCCGAGGCUCCGGUGUUGCAGGCCUUGAGACGGCGCGAUGCUGCAUCGAAACCCCCCAGAAUCACGGAUGCGAUUUCUUCCAUGGGGGACACAUGUCUUGCCAAGACGCAGCAUUCGUAAUGCGUGACAGUCUCCUCUCACAACGUUCCAUCAUCUUGCAGAGCCCCCCCAUCUACAAUACUGGAUCAAGGAGAGCCGCCUCCGAAGACGUACCCGAACAGGGCCGCGGUGCAGCCAAUGGCGACGCAGAGCCAUCGUGGGCUUGUCGUGCUACGGCUGAGUCCAACAGGCAAGGGAAAGGCGGUGUACAGAUGCAGGAAUCUCUCAGAGAUCGCCCCGUGAGAGCGCGACACAGAGCAGACUUGCGAGGUGGUGUGUGGAGAAAGGCGAUCAAAGUUCCGAUAUGGCUGCUGUUGUUUCCGGCGCCAGCGCAUCAUUAUCAUCAUCAUCAUCAUCAUCAUCAUCACCACUACCACCACUCGAGCAAAAGCCAAAUCCCAUGGAUCCUCGCCAACACACACAGGCGUGCACAAUGCCAUGUAUCGAUCAAUCAUGGGAACUGCUACCUGUACAUGUAUUUGUGCGAAUGUACAUGUGCUGUGUCUCUUGCGUGCAAGGUAGUGACACCGGAAUUCACCCCAUUUGGUGAGCAGACGAACACACUCGGACGCAUCCAAUUGCACUUGUUGGUACAGCUGGAGCACAUUGAGCCAGAUAAUCGACUGCAUUGGUAGGCUGCCUGUCCAAACCCUGAAGGGUCCAACGCACCGUACAUGCAAGCACUAGGUGCUCGGAUACACAGUUGUGCGCUCGACUCGGUGAAGUGCCUAGGUAGAUGGUAAGAAUGUGAGGAUGAGAGCGAGCCACGACUACGCGCAGAGCGAGGGAAAAGACGAAGGCAGAUACAAGAAAAGGAAAAGAAAAGGGAACCCAAGGGCGGUCGAGAACAGACAGGACGCCCCAGGUUAAGUUGGCAGGGCUCCUGGUGUGAAACGCAUCAGUCAACCCAUGUCCUUCAUCUAAAAAGGCCAUGCGAGGGCAUGGGCGUGUCUCACGCUUCACCCUCGGCGUCGUGAUCGUCUCCAUGAUUGAUUGCAUCGUCGCAAGCAGCACACAGACAGCCUCCUCGCUGGGCUUGGCGUACAUAUGCGCACACAGGCAGAGGGGCAGGUCGAGGGCAGGAGUCAGCAGCCAGUCCAUCUGGACUUGAUCCGACCGAGGGCUGCCGUGUAGAAGAAGCGUCCCAGAGAUGCUUGUGUGAGGCUGGCUGAAUGCUUGAAGCCUUGGGUGUCAGCAACACCAGCACCACCAAGCCAGCGAGCAGCGGAGAGGGCCCCAGCGGUGCCAGGCCCGGCCAGGCAAAGUUGGAGACGGGAACUAAAAUCCGUAGGCGAGCCCAAGGCUGGCUAGCGACGAUCCGGGUGGUUCAUCUGGCUGCUCUUUUCGCCGUGCUGCCCUGCUGCUGCCUGUACCAACUUAAACGUCCCUACUGACUAGCAGGUACAUACAUAACAUCCAUCCCUCUACACGCCUAGCGGAGCGGUGCGCCUGGAUUGGUACCAAGCUGCACCUUGGCCAUCCUUCUAUUGUACAUCUUCUCUCCCACCUCCACCUCCCACACCACCACCGACCAUCCCUCUUCCCUCCAGUCUGUUGCGCUUCCACUCUUCUCCGCGACCAAUCCCCCCGCGCCCGUUUGCUUUCCUCCCCGUCCUAUUUCUCC
This is a messenger RNA of Periconia digitata, 1725 nucleotides long. Lineage: Eukaryota; Fungi; Ascomycota; Dothideomycetes; Pleosporales; Periconiaceae. The record is from the annotation of a GenBank genome assembly.